Molecule: messenger RNA, 1241 nt
Organism: Dermatophagoides pteronyssinus (European house dust mite)
Lineage: Eukaryota; Metazoa; Arthropoda; Arachnida; Sarcoptiformes; Pyroglyphidae
Product: V-type proton ATPase subunit D pseudogene
Source: RefSeq, a predicted model, not a curated record
GUAAAGAGAAAGGAAAUCUGUGUACGUUGAUUGUUUAUCCAUUAAAAUUUUGAUCUUUUUUUUUGGUUUGCCCGAAAAUAAUUUUUCUUUGUGAUCAAAUGUUUGCUGUAUGAUAUUUUUGGUCAUCUUCAUAAAUUAAAAAAAAAAUCACCGCGGACGAGGAAAAUCCAGAAAAAUAUUGUUGUUUUUUUGUUUAUCAUUAUUGCCUGUUUGUUUUGUUUGUUGACCAAAAAUUUUUUUCCUCGUCAUAAAAAUAUAGAAUAGAAAAAAAUGAGUAGCCGAGAUCGUAUCAGUAUAUUUCCAUCUCGUAUGGCCCAGACGAUCAUGAAAGGUCGUUUAAAAGGUGCACAAAAAGGUCAUUCAUUAUUGAAGAAAAAAGCCGAUGCAUUACAGUUACGUUUUCGUGCCAUUUUAAAGAAAAUUGUUGAAACAAAAUCAUUGAUGGGCGAUGUAAUGCGCGAAGCAUUAUUCUCAUUAGCCGAAGGUAAAUUUACGGCUAAAUUUGAUUUCAACAAUAUUGUAUUGCAAAACGUAAAUAAAGCACAAUUUGGCGUUAUUACCCGUAAGGAUAAUGUAGCCGGUGUAUUAUUGCCCGUUUUUGAAACAGCACAAAGUGGUGCCGAUUCAAAUGAAUUUGCUGGCCUUUCUGGUGGUGGUCAACAAUUUACACGUAUCAAAAAGAAUUUUGAACGUGCAAUCAAAUUAUUGGUAGAUUUAGCUUCAUUACAAACAUCAUUCAUUACAUUGGAUGGUGUUAUCAAAUCAACUAAUCGUCGUGUUAAUGCAUUGGAACAUGUUGUUAUACCACGUAUCGAACGUACUAUACAAUAUAUUACAUCAGAAUUAGAUGAAAUGGAACGUGAAGAAUUUUAUCGUUUGAAAAAAGUACAGGAAAAAAAGAAAAAAAUUCGUGCACAAUCGGAUGCUGAUUUAAAAUUGAUGAGAAAAUUAGGUGAAUAUCAUGAGCCACCAAGCCUUUUGGAUGUUAAUGAAGAUGAUCAGGAUGAGAUUCUUUUCUAAAUACAAAAACAAAGAAAACUAAAACAAAAUAACAAAUCAUUAUCACUAUCAUCAUUUAAAAAUCAUCAUCAUUUUCAUCAUAAAUAUAUUCUACUAAUCCAGAAUUGCUUAAAAUUUUUUUCCUCUAUAAUUCUUCGUAUAUUUUAAUCAGAUAUGAUUUGCCUUCAAAAAAAACUGUAGAGAGUUUCAAUCAUUUUAUUCUAAUUUUUUCUUCCAAAUUA